This is a messenger RNA of Aedes albopictus (Asian tiger mosquito), 1167 nucleotides long. RefSeq lists its product as uncharacterized. The record is from RefSeq and is a predicted model, not a curated record. Bases 1 to 1167 code for a protein of 388 amino acids. NCBI's taxonomy places the organism in Eukaryota, Metazoa, Arthropoda, Insecta, Diptera, Culicidae. The transcript has a single exon.
AUGGAUGUAGCUACGUUUGGUUCUUCCAGCUCACCAUGCUCAGCGCAAUACAUCAGAGAGCAUGCGCAAGAGUUCCCGAGAGCAGCGGAGGCCAUCGAACGUCGUCAUUAUGUCGACGACUACUUCGACAGCUUUGACGACGAGGACGAAGCAUGUCGUGUUGCACAAGAAGUAAGGAUAGUUCAUAAAAGAGGCGGUUUCACCAUUCGGAAUUGGUUGUCCAACUCUUCCGAAGUUCUGCGACGGGUCGGGGCAGUGGCCGCGACAAAAGAUGUAUGCUGUCAGAUGCAGCUCGGCGCGGACAAAACGGGUCAAACAGAGAGAGUUCUUGGGAUGCUGUGGGCACCCAUGCCUGACAUCUUCACCUACGCGGCGGUUUCCGAACUACCAACAAUCACUCCAACCAAGAGAAACAUCCUACGUUGCGUUAUGAGUCAGUAUGAUCCGUUAGGAUUACUCUCUCACUUUCUUGUCCACGGACGCGUGAUAAUCCAGGACAUAUGGAGAAGCAAAGCAGACUGGGACGACAUCGUUGGAGAGGAAAUACAGGAGCGAUGGAGACGAUGGAUCGAAGUUUUCGAGGAUCUUCAGAACGUGCGCAUUCCCCGAGCAUACUUUCCCAGUGCGGCUUCAACGGAAAUCACGGAUCUACAGCUACAUAUUUUUGUCGACGCCAGUGAGGUGGCAUAUGCCUGUGUUGCCUACUUUCGGGCGAACAUCCGAGGGCAGUUCCAGACUGCGCGGGUUGGCGCGAAAUCAAAGGUGUCUCCAUUGAAAUCGCUAUCGAUACCCAGAUUGGAACUCCAGGCGGCGAUCAUCGGCUGCAGACUAUUGAAAACACUAUGCGCGAGUCACAGCUUACCAAUCAAGCGGAGGUUCAUGUGGACCGACUCCAAAACGGUUCUCGCAUGGAUCAAUUCUGACCACCGUCGUUACCGCCAGUUCGUGGCCUGUAGAAUCGGAGAAAUUCUAUCCAAGUCGAACGCUGAGGAGUGGAUGUGGAUCCCCACCAAGCAAAAUGUCGCCGACGAAGCUACAAAGUGGGGGAAAGGACCCAGUUUCGACCCGGACAGCCGCUGGUUCACGGGGCCGCAAUUCCUAAAGGAAGCACAGGAGGCUUUGGCGCGCCAUUGCCUAUAUUUAUCGUCUGGUUGGAAACUUUCGUAG